AUGCAUUUAUUUUAUGUCUUAACUUUGUUUUGCGCGGUGAAAGCCUUCGACCUUUUACCCAGGGGCCGUCCAGCAAAUGCUACCGAUGUGAAGGUCAUCACAUCCCCCGGUGGCGCGACGAUUCGCUACAAGCAGCCUGGGGGGUCUGGAAUGUGUGAGACAAUGCCAGGUGUGAACGAAUAUUCGGGAUAUGUGGAUCUGGAUAAUGCAACCCAUAUGUUCUUUAUUUUCGUGGAGGCAAGAAAAGACCCAGCAAACGCACCUUUGACGUUGUGGUUGAAUGGAGGACCUGGUUCCGAUUCUCUCAUUGCGUUCUUUCAGGAACUUGGACCGUGUAACGUGACGAAAGAGUUGAAGACGCAGCUUAACCCCUAUGCAUGGAACGAAGUGUCGAAUAUGCUCUUUCUUUCGCAGCCUAUCGGUGUUGGGUUUUCUUACUCUUUUAAGUCUUCAGACAGCUCUGGAACAUAUUCAGAGCUUGACCCCGCGGCGGCAGUUGGCACGACCGAUCAAGCUGCUGUCGCUGCAUGGCACGUCUUGCAAGGCUUCCUCGCCAACCUUCCGAAGCUAGAUUCAAAGAUCACCUCCAAAACAUUCAACCUAUGGACCGAGUCGUACGGAGGCCACUAUGGGCCAUCAUUUUACUCGCAUUUCAUGGACCAGAACGCUGCAAUCGCCAAUGGAACGCAAAAUGGCACCCAGCUUGUUAUGGAUACUCUUGGCAUUAUCAAUGGUAUCAUCGACGAGAAAAUCCAAGCCCCAUACUACCCCGAAUUCGCUGUCAAUAAUACAUACGGCAUUAAAGCAGUAAAUGAUACCGUUUACUCCCAAAUGAAAGCCGCCUACUAUGAUCCGGGUCAAUGCCGAGACAAAAUUGAUGCUUGCAGCGCUAGUGCGAAUAAAACCUCCCCAGAUGGUCUGAAAAAUUGCAGAUUGGCUGAGGCAAUCUGCAGAUAUAAGGUCGAAUACCCUUACUACGAUGUCAGUGGGCGUGGUACUUAUGACAUUCGCUACACAGGAAAAGAGCCUGACCCACCCCUGUAUUUUGUCGACUUUCUGAAUCUGGACAGCACACAAAAUGCCUUGGGUGUCAAUAUGAACUACACUAGCGAUUCAAGCGAUACGGUUGGUGUGAACUUUGAAUUAACCGGCGACUUCAUUUUUGAGACAAUGAUGGACGAUCUUGAGGACCUCUUGAAUAAAAAUGUCCGCGUUGCCCUCUUUUACGGCGAUGCUGAUUACAUCUGUAAUUGGUUUGGCGGCGAAGCUGUAUCGAUGCAAGUGAACUACACGCACAGCGCAGAUUUCCGCGCUGCGCCCUACUCACCAUUCAUGGUGGAUAACGUCGAAUACGGCAAAGUUCGACAACAUGGCAAUUUCUCCUUCACGCGCAUCUAUGAGUCUGGCCACGAGAUCCCCUACUAUCAGCCUAAGGCUUCUCUCGAGUUCUUCCGACGUGCUCUAGGCAAAAAGGCCAUUUCAGACGGAUUUGCAGAUGUUACGACGUCUUAUAGCACCAAUGGAACUUCGGGAACUGGUGAUAUUCAGUCUUCAUCUUCUGUAUCCCCGAGUGCCAGUUCGACUGGAGCUGCGGCAACAGCUUCGCCAUCUAAGAGUGCGGGAGACAGGAGAAUCAAGAUGUUUUGGAGAUGGGAUUGA
This is a messenger RNA of Lachnellula hyalina, 1659 nucleotides long. Its product is annotated as Carboxypeptidase S1-like protein. Gene Ontology annotation, cellular component: fungal-type vacuole. Lineage: Eukaryota; Fungi; Ascomycota; Leotiomycetes; Helotiales; Lachnaceae. The transcript is spliced from 5 exons. Gene Ontology annotation, molecular function: serine-type carboxypeptidase activity. Gene Ontology annotation, biological process: proteolysis. Bases 1 to 1659 code for a protein of 552 amino acids. The record is from RefSeq and is a predicted model, not a curated record.